Messenger RNA from Drosophila ananassae, 2198 nucleotides. It is a transcript of the gene ArgRS, whose product is annotated as probable arginine--tRNA ligase, cytoplasmic. NCBI's taxonomy places the organism in Eukaryota, Metazoa, Arthropoda, Insecta, Diptera, Drosophilidae. Gene Ontology annotation, cellular component: cytoplasm. Gene Ontology annotation, biological process: arginyl-tRNA aminoacylation. The coding region runs from base 112 to 2112 and encodes 666 amino acids. Gene Ontology annotation, molecular function: ATP binding; arginine-tRNA ligase activity. The record is from RefSeq and is a predicted model, not a curated record. The transcript has 4 exons.
UAGUUGUAUCGGUCGCAGCAACCAGCAACAGCUGAUGGUAACCAGUUUCGCACAUUGUGCGGCAUCCAUGUGGCAUAUUUUUCUUGUUGAUCGGUAAAAGGAAUUGGGAAGAUGGGUCUGAAUGUUGAGCUAAAGAAACUCGAAGAGCUGGAACUUGAAACGCAGAGACUUGCAGCCCAAUUACAAAGCAGCAAGGCGAACAAUGGCUCUGCGGACCAAACUGAUGACGAUCUGCUUAAACUGCAGGUGGAAAACACAAAGCUCAAGCACCGCCUGGCUAUCCUCAGACAAUCCAUAGCCGAGGAGUCGAAAGCCGGUGGCAGCAUUGAGGUCCAGGAGAACAGCUCUAUCACGGAGCAUCUGCAUUUCGUGUUCGCCCAGGCAAUUGCAUUAGCUUUUCCGGAAUACAAGGACACUCCCGUUUCAAUUGCUCCUGUCAACAGCGCUUCGGCAAAGUUUGGCGACUACCAGUGCAAUAAUGCGAUGAAAUUGGCCAAGCAACUCAAGGAAAAGGGAAUCAACAAGUCGCCAGGCGACAUUGCCACUGAAAUACAGAGAAACUGCCCAGUUUCGCCACUUAUUGAAAAGCUAGAAGUGGCCGGAGCCGGGUUUGUUAAUGUCUUUCUGAGCAAAAACUAUGCAUCACAAGCUUUAAGCGGCCUUCUAAGAAACGGCGUGAAACCACCCCCGGUUCCCAAAAGACGAGUCCUUAUCGACUUUUCAUCGCCCAACAUUGCCAAGCAGAUGCACGUGGGUCACCUGCGGUCCACCAUCAUUGGAGAAUCUAUUUGCCGGCUACUGGAGUUUCUUCAGCACGACGUCGUUCGCAUUAACCACCUCGGCGAUUGGGGCACACAGUUUGGCAUGCUGAUCGCCCACCUGGAAGAUCGGUUCCCCAAUUUCCUGAACGAAAGUCCUCCCAUCGGCGAUCUACAGGUCUUCUACAAGGAGUCCAAGAAGCGGUUCGACGAGGACGAGGAGUUCAAGAAGAGGGCGUACAGUCGAGUGGUUUCCCUGCAGAGCGGCGAGCCCAACUCCAUUAAGGCCUGGCAGUUGAUUUGCGAUGUGUCGCGGAAGGAGUUCCAAACCAUCUACAAUCGCCUCGAUGUGUCGAUCCAAGAGCGUGGCGAAUCCUUCUACCAGUCUCGUAUGCUGUCUGUGGUUGAGUUCUUGCGAAAGAAGAACUUGCUGGAGCCGGAUGAGGGACGUGAGAUUAUGUGGCCAGACGAGAGCAAAACAGGCAUCCCCCUAACGAUCGUGAAGUCCGAUGGUGGGUUCACGUACGAUACCUCUGAUAUGGCUGCCAUUCGUCACCGAUUGGAGGAGGAAAAGUGCUCGUGGAUUAUUUAUGUGGUGGACGCUGGACAGAGCACACAUUUCAAUACCAUUUUCAAGGCGGCAGAGCGUUGCGGCAUCCUAGAUCGGGCUGUUCAUCGUGUAGAUCACGUUCAGUUUGGGGUGGUGCUCGGCGAGGAUGGAAAGAAAUUCAAGACCCGUUCGGGUGACACCGUGAAACUGUCUGACUUGCUGGACGAGGGAAUGAAGCGAUCGUUGAACCAGCUGGAGAGUCGCGGCCGCAACGACGUGCUCACUCCCCAGGAACUCAAAGACGCACAAGAGGCAGUAGCCUACAGUUGUAUAAAGUAUGCGGAUCUGUGCCACAACCGUAUUAGCGACUACAUAUUCUCCUUUGACAAAAUGCUCGAGGAUCGCGGCAACACCGCCGUCUAUCUACUCUACACCUACACGCGCAUCUGCUCCAUUGCCCGCAACUCGGGCGAGGACUUCAGUGACUUGGCCAAGGUCCUGGAGGGAGUCAACAUCGAUUUGAGCCACGAAAAGGAGUGGAAGCUGGCCAAAACCCUGCUGAAGAUGCACGAUAUCCUUAUCAAGUGCUCCAACGAACUCUUCCUGCAUUUCCUCUGCGAAUUCUGCUACGAAGUGUGCACCGUCUUCACCGAAUUCUACGACAGCUGCUACUGCAUCGAGAAGAACAAGGCUGGCGAGAUUAUUGCGGUCAACCGGAGUCGAAUCCUUCUGUGCGAGGCUACAGCCGCGGUAUUGCGUCAGUCAUUCUUCAUCCUGGGCCUUAAGCCAGUUGCGAAAAUUUAAAGUGUCAUUUUUAGACAUUUAAUGUAAAGCCCAAUGUUUUUGAUAACGCAUGUAUGGAUAUCAAAAUAAAAAACAUUUAAUUUAAA